Trichogramma pretiosum is the source of this 3022-nucleotide messenger RNA. Its product is annotated as E3 ubiquitin-protein ligase RNF25. Gene Ontology annotation, biological process: protein ubiquitination. The transcript is spliced from 6 exons. Gene Ontology annotation, cellular component: nucleus. Bases 340 to 1368 code for a protein of 342 amino acids. NCBI's taxonomy places the organism in Eukaryota, Metazoa, Arthropoda, Insecta, Hymenoptera, Trichogrammatidae. Gene Ontology annotation, molecular function: protein binding; ubiquitin protein ligase activity. The record is from RefSeq and is a predicted model, not a curated record.
GACUGCGUCACAAUAUUGCAAAUGAAGAAUUCUGCGCAUAACGGCAUAAAACAUAAGCUACUCCGCUGGCAAGUAAGCCGUCUGCCGGUCUCGCACUUGUCUCCGCGAAAUCAAUAAUGAAACACAAACUACUCGCAGUCUCUUGAUGUUUGCUUGCCUCUAAAAUACAGUGAUCGUGUUCACACAUUUCUUAUUUUACAAUCGGUAGCAGGCUAUACACCGCGGCAUUAGCAGUGAGAGCCAAAAACCGUCUGCGAACGCUUUCUCACUUCAUAUUUUUCGUCAACACAGUCUCUUCUUUUACAUCGUGUGCAGACAGUUUUGAUAAAUAAACGCGGAAUGUCGAUCUUGGAUGAAAGGUUGACGGAUGAGAUCGAGGCGUUACAAGCUAUCCUAUUAGACGAUGAACUACGAAUCGUCGAGAAUGACAGGGGUGAACCCGAAGUAGUUGAAGCACUAGUAUUCCCGUCAACUGGAGAAGACUCUGAAUCUCAAUAUGUUUGUGUAAAAUUAAAUGUUACCCUUGUACCAAACUAUCCUGAUGCUAAACCUAUUGUGAGUUUGAGAAAUCCUAGGGGUUUAGACGAAGACACUGUUAAAAAAAUUCAAAAAGAUGUCGAUGCCAAGUGUGAAGAUUUUAUAGGUCAACCUGUCAUAUUUGAGUUGAUUGAGCUUGUAAGAGAGCAUUUGACAACGAGUAAUCUCCCAACGGGUCAAUGUGCUGUAUGUUUGUAUGGUUUUCGCGAUGGUGAUAAAUUUACAAAAACUGAAUGUUACCACCACUUUCAUUCACAUUGUUUAGCUGCUCAUGUGGUUGCUUCAGAAAAGUCUUACAACGAAGAGCAGGAUAAGUUGCCAUUGUGGCAAAAAGAUGCUACUAAUAAGUUUCAAGCUUUAUGUGCAGUAUGUCGUGAACCAAUUAGCUGUGAUGUUUCUAGUCUUAUUAGUGCACCACCUCCUUUAGAUGUUGAGGCUGCUACUGGUUUUGUACUGACUCAAGAGUUGCAAGAGAUGCAGCGUCAAAUGGCUGAACUUUAUGUUUAUCAACAAAGUCGUGGUGGUAUUAUUGAUAUUGAGGCAGAAGAAUCAAAACUUCUCCUUACUACGGAAGAUGAUCCUGUUGAUGAGCGGCCAACUCCUGCUAGUACCAGUGUAACUACAACCUCCAACAAUUCAGCUACUGUGCAACCAAAGCAGCAACCACAACAGCAGCAGCAUCAUUCUCAAAAUCAUAACAACCAUAAUAGCAAUUCUCGUCAAAAUCAUCAUGGCCAUCAUCAUGGACGCAAUCAUCAUCGUGGACGGGGCAAGGGUCAUGUACGUCGACACCUUGAGCGUAUUCGUCAAGGCGACCAAACUUCCAGAUGACAAUUGGAGCUCAACUGUAUUGUUAUUAUACACCAACUCACUAAUAUUUUUAUUAGAGUGUAUAUCAUUGCUCUAUCUAAUCUCUUCAUCCACUUCUCUAUUUCAAGCAAUUUUAACUUAAGCAAUCGAGCAUCUGCAUUAUCACACUCAAAAUCGUUGCUUAGGAAUUCAUUAUAGGUAUUACUUUUCAGCAGCAUUAAAUGCGUCACGGUGUAUAAUAUGGAAAGUGUUGAUAUUACUUAUUAUUAUUGCUAUUUUUGCAAUUAUAAUUAUUAUCCAUUCAUUUUUAAUUAUAAUAUUAAACAGUGGUGCUAUUUUUUUCCAACAAAAGUAGCUGAUGUGAGUUGACCCAUAUACUGGACUCAUAGUUUUUCAAUUUCCUGAGAUUAUCAUUUUAAAACUAACUCAAUCAGUUUGAUAACCUACCUGCUGGUCGCAUGCAAAUAUAUGAUAUUAUCAAAUAUUCGGUAGUGUAUUGAAUACCACUCCUGUGGCUCAUUUGUUGUACAAAAUGGGAGAAAAACUUACACUUUUUGUACACUUUUUACACAUAACGAUGAAAAUCAGUCUAUUCAAAUAAAAUGAUUCAUGAUAUAUCAUCAUUUUUACACCUGCUGGAAAAGAUGUGUUUUACAAUAGUUCAUUUUAAAACAAACAUCACAUAUAAGUUUGUUUUAACUGCUUUUUUAUUCAUUGCAUAAUGAAUGACAUCACUGAUGAAGCAGUUAAUGUUGGUUUUUCAGAGAAAUGAAUGUUUUCUCUUGAGUUUAUAUUAUUCAAGCUAUGCUGUGAUAUACUUAUCUGUCCUUUUCAAAAAAUAUUAUAUAUUUAUUAUUUAGUAUAAUCACUUUAUCAAAUUCAUAACAUGAAUUUGAUUUGUAAAUUUAGGUUCUUCUUGUAUAAUUUUUUUUAGUUAUAAUUUUCUCACAGACCAUAUGAGCUUGUUAGGUUUAGAAAAUGGAAAUAGACGAUUAAAUGAAAUUUGUAGUUAAUGUAUAUUGCUCCAAGGCACUGCCAUAUUAUAUACCGUACCAUGAAUGUUGCCAAAAUUAGGAAAAAAUUUCAGUUAAAUACAUUUUUAAGCUAUACAUGUUGCUUGAAACAUGGAAAAAUUAAACUAAAUAUAAAAUAUUACUCAUCAUUAGUAACAGAAUUUAAUCUCAUGUAGAAAAAAAUGAAAUUUUUAAGAAGUAAUGAACUCUCAGUACUAAACUUGAUCUAUAAUACAAAAAUGAAUUUAUUAUAUUUAAUUUAAAUUGAUACAAAACCUUGUCAAUUAUUUGUAAAUACGCAUUAUUUAUUUUAAUUUACGUCAUUAAAAUUUUAGGUAUGCAAAGAUGUGCUUUAUUUCUUUAAGUAUUAAGAUUAAGAAUCGAUGGGAUAUUUGAUAUCCUGGAAUUUGUAAUUUUUUUUACAACACAACAAUUUAUUGUAACUAAAUUGUUAUACAGAAAAUGUUUCAUAUGCUACAUUUGUAUGGCACAAAAGUUAUAAAAAAGAAUUGAUGCAGUUGACAUAUGUUUUAUACUUGCCACGUAAUGAAAGCCAUUAUAACAGUUAACAAUAUAUCUUGUAAGUUAAUACUGUUAAUCUAAUCAAUAAUCUUCAUUGUACUCAAAUUUUAAAUUAAAUAAACGUGAAAUAUCGCACAAUA